Molecule: messenger RNA, 6497 nt
Organism: Phacochoerus africanus (Common warthog)
Lineage: Eukaryota; Metazoa; Chordata; Mammalia; Artiodactyla; Suidae
Gene: DIP2A
Product: disco interacting protein 2 homolog A
Exons: 38
Coding region: 229-4911 (1560 amino acids)
Cellular component (GO): cell surface
Source: RefSeq, a predicted model, not a curated record
CGCCCGCGCCCAGCUCGCGCCUGCGCUCGUGCCCGUGCCCGCGCGCGCUCCAGUGUGGAACAGCCUGGGCAGCGCCCCUGCGGAUCGUCUCCAGCGCCAGCGGGCGGAUGCGGGGCGCCGGGCUGAGGGGAGCGACGUAGCCGCAACCAGGGUUCAGCCCGGCCGCACCCCCGGCCCCGGCUCCGACCCCGCCCGGCGAGAGCCGGCCACCCGUCCUUCUGCGGGGCCAUGGCCGAGCGCGGGUGCCCGCUGGAGGCGGUGCCCCUGCCCGCUGAGGUGCGGGAGAGCCUGGCCGAGCUGGAGCUGGAGCUGUCGGAAGGUGACAUCACUCAAAAGGGAUAUGAAAAGAAGAGGGCAAAGCUGCUUGCACGUUAUGCACCACUCAUUCAAGGAGCAGACCCAUCCCUCCAAGCAGAGAGCAGACUCCCUGGGCCCGCACCCUCCACGGCGCCCACCCUCAGACCGCAGAAGCCACGGCCCAGCAAUACACGGGAUGAGCGCUUCAGGUCAGAUGUUCACACGGAGGCUGUGCAGGCAGCGCUGGCCAAAUACAGAGAGAGGAAGAUGCCGAUGCCGUCCAAGAGGCGCUCUGCCCUGGCGCCUGCGUCCGCAGAGGCCUACACCCCCCCAGACACGUCGUCUGCCUCAGAAGACGAGGGCUCUUUACGGCGACCCGUGCGACUCGCCUCCACCCCGCUGCAGAGCCAUCCCAGCGUCCAGCCCUGGCUCGGCCAGGCCGGUCAGGGCUCGUCCACCUCCUCCUCCGCAUCUUCCACCUCAUCUCACCCGGGAGGGAGCCCCGCCGCCGCGCUCGCAGGCCCCGCGGCCCUCGCGCACAUAGCAGAUCUGCACGCUGACCCUCCCGAUGUCACCACGGGCCUUGGGCAGCCCCGGCACGCCUACCGUGAGCGUCCACAGCCAGCCUCCGGGAGAGGAGCCCCUCGAGCGGGCAGUGGGAGCGUCCUGGAGACCGCAGGCGGCGUCCCCGUGAACAGCAGAGUGUCCUCCAAGAUCCAGCAGCUUCUGAACACCCUGAAGAGGCCCAAGCGCCCUCCGCUGAAGGAGUUCUUCGUGGAUGACUUUGAGGAGCUGCUGGAAGUGCAGCAACCAGAUCCAAAUCAGCCAAAGCCUGAGGGCAGCCAGAUGGCAGUGCUGAAGGGGGAGCCCCUGGCCGCGAGCACUGCCUGGCCGCCGUCUCUGCUGGCCGCCUUGCGUCAGUGGGGCACCACGCAGCCCAGAGCCCCGUGCCUGACUGCCCUGGACACUGCUGGGAAGGCCACCUGCACCCUCACCUACGGUAAACUUUGGAGUCGGAGUUUGAAACUAGCUUAUACUCUACUGAAUAAACUGACUAGUAAGAAUGAGCGGCUGCUUAAACCUGGAGACAGAGUGGCGCUGGUGUUUCCGAAUAGCGACCCUGUGAUGUUCACAGUCGCGUUCUAUGGCUGUCUCCUGGCGGAGCUGGUUCCUGUCCCCAUAGAAGUGCCGCUAACAAGAAAGGACGCUGGCAGCCAGCAGAUUGGGUUUCUGCUGGGCAGCUGUGGCGUCGCCCUGGCCCUGACCACGGACGCUUGUCAGAAAGGCCUACCCAAGGCCCAGACCGGGGAAGUGGCGACCUUCAAAGGUUGGCCCCCCCUCACUUGGCUGGUGAUCGACGGGAAGCACCUGACUAAGCCCCCCAAAGACUGGCACCCAUCAGCGCAGGACGUGGGGGCCGGGACCGCCUACAUCGAGUAUAAAACCAGCAAAGAGGGCAGCACGGUGGGGGUUGCUGUGUCCCACGCAUCCCUGCUGGCUCAGUGCCAGGCUCUGACCCAGGCGUGCGGCUACGCGGAAGCUGAAACAUUAACGAAUGUGCUGGAUUUCAAAAGGGACGCUGGCCUGUGGCACGGAGUGUUGACAAGCGUCAUGAACAGGAUGCACGUGGUCAGCGUCCCGUACGCGCUGAUGAAGGUGAACCCGCUGUCCUGGAUUCAGAAAGUGUGCGCCUACAAAGCCCGGGCCGCGCUGGUGAAGUCCCGCGACAUGCACUGGUCUCUCCUGGCUCAGCGAGGGCAGCGGGACGUCAGCCUCAGCUCCCUGCGCAUGCUGAUCGUGGCCGACGGAGCCAACCCCUGGUCCAUCUCCUCCUGCGACGCGUUCCUCGAUGUCUUCCGGUCCCGAGGGCUCAGGCCGGAGGUCGUCUGUCCUUGCGCCACGUGCCCGGAGGCGCUCACCGUGGCUAUCCGCAGGCCGCCUGACCUGGGAGGCCCCCCUCCAAGAAGAGCUGUGCUGUCGAUGGGCGGCCUCAGCCACGGGGUGAUCAGAGUGGACGCGGAAGAGAAGCUCUCGGUCCUCACGGUUCAGGACGUCGGCCAGGUGAUGCCGGGAGCUAGCGUGUGUGUUGUGAAGGUGGAAGGGACCCCUUAUCUCUGUAAAACGGACGAGGUGGGAGAGAUCUGCGUCGACUCUAGCACAGCCGCCGCGGCGUACUACGGCCUGCUCGGCAUCACCAAGAGCGUCUUUGAGACGGUCCCGGUCACUGUGGCGGGGGCGCCCGUCUCCGACAGGCCUUUCACCAGGACGGGGCUGCUGGGCUUCAUCGGGCCGGACGACCUGGUGUUCGUCGUGGGCAAACUGGACGGGCUGAUGGUGGUGGGAGCCCGCAGACACAAUGCAGACGACAUUGUGGCCACCGCGCUGGCCGUGGAGCCCAUGAAGUUUGUCUACAGAGGCAGGAUCGCAGUCUUCUCGGUGACGGUGCUGCGUGAUGACCGGAUCGUGUUGGUGGCCGAGCAGCGGCCCGAUGCCUCGGAGGAGGACAGCUUCCAGUGGAUGAGCCGCGUGCUGCAGGCCAUCGACAGCAUCCACCAGGUGGGCGUGUACUGUCUGGCCCUGGUUCCCGCCAACACCUUGCCCAAGGCUCCUCUUGGAGGGAUUCACAUUUCUGAAACCAAGCAGCGCUUUCUGGAGGGAGUGCUGCACCCGUGUAACGUGCUGAUGUGCCCUCACACGUGUGUCACCAACCUUCCCAAACCUCGCCAGAAGCAACCGGAGGUUGGACCAGCCUCCAUGAUUGUGGGGAAUCUGGUUGCUGGGAAGAGAAUCGCUCAGGCCUCGGGGAGGGAGCUGACUCACCUGGAGGACAGCGACCAGGCGAGGAAGUUCCUGUUCCUGCCUGAUGUGCUGCAGUGGCGGGCCCACACCACCCCCGAGCAUCCGCUGUUCCUGCUGCUCAACGCCAAGGGCACAGUCACAAGCACUGCAACCUGCGUCCAGCUGCACAAAAGGGCAGAGAGAGUGGCUGCAGCUCUGACGGAGAAGGCGAGGCUGAGCGCUGGGGCCCACGUGGCGCUGGUCUACCCCCCAGGGCUGGAGCUCAUCGCCGCCUUCUACGGCUGCCUGUACUGCGGCUGCGUGCCUGUCACCGUGCGGCCCCCCCACCCCCAGAACCUCGCCACCACACUCCCCACCGUCAAGAUGAUUGUGGAGGUCAGCACGUCCGCGUGCGUCCUCACCACGCAGGCCAUCAUGCGGCUGCUCAGGUCCAAGGAAGCGGCGGCCACUGUGGACGUCAGGACCUGGCCGACCAUUCUAGACACGGAUGACAUACCCAAGAAGAAGCUGGGCAGCAUUUUCAGGCCCCCGUCCCCCGAUGUGCUCGCGUACCUGGACUUCAGCGUGUCAACGACGGGGAUACUGGCGGGUGUGAAGAUGUCACACGCGGCCACGAGUGCCUUGUGCCGCUCCAUAAAGCUGCAGUGUGAACUCUACCCCUCGAGGCAGGUCGCCAUCUGCCUCGACCCCUACUGUGGCCUCGGCUUCGCCCUGUGGUGUCUGUGCAGCGUCUACUCGGGGCAUCAGUCGGUGCUGGUGCCCCCGCCCGAGCUGGAGAGCAACGUGUCCCUGUGGCUGUGGGCCGUCAGCCAGUACAAGGCCCGCGUCACCUUCUGCUCCUAUUCCGUGAUGGAGAUGUGUGCCAGGGGCCUGGGUGCGCAGACGGCCGUGCUCAGGACGAAGGGCGUGAACCUGUCGUGCGUGCGCACCUGCAUGGUGGUGGCCGAGGAGCGACCCCGGAUCGCGCUCACGCAGUCUUUCUCCAAGCUGUUCAGGGACCUGGGCCUGCCCGCGCGUGCCGUGAGCACCACGUUCGGCUGCAGGGUCAACGUGGCCAUCUGCCUCCAGGGCACGGCCGGCCCGGACCCCACGACCGUCUAUGUGGACACGAGGGCACUGCGCCAUGACAGGGUACGUUUGGUGGAACGGGGCUCUCCGCACAGUCUGCCGCUGACAGAGUCUGGAAAGAUCCUCCCUGGGGUAAAGGUCAUCAUCGCCCACACGGAGACCAAAGGGCCCCUGGGAGACUCACACCUGGGAGAGAUCUGGGUGAGCAGCCCCCACAACGCCACCGGGUACUACACGGUCUACGGGGAGGAGGGGCUCCAAGCCGAUCACUUCAGCGCCCGGCUGAGCUUCGGAGACACCCAGACCGUCUGGGCGCGGACGGGCUUCCUGGGCUUCCUUCGGAGGACGGAGCUCACCGACGCCAGUGGAGAGCGACACGACGCGCUGUACGUGGUGGGGUCUCUGGACGAGACGCUGGAGCUGCGGGGCAUGCGCUACCACCCCAUCGACAUCGAGGCGUCGGUGAUCCGCGCUCACAGGAGCGUCGCUGAGUGCGCCGUGUUCACCUGGACCAACCUGCUGGUGGUGGUGGUGGAGCUGGACGGGCUGGAGCAGGACGCCCUGGACCUGGUGGCCCUGGUGACCAACGUGGUGCUGGAGGAGCACCACCUGGUGGUGGGCGUGGUGGUCAUCGUGGACCCGGGCGUCAUCCCCAUCAACUCCCGGGGCGAGAAGCAGCGCAUGCACCUGCGCGACGGCUUCCUGGCCGACCAGCUGGACCCCAUCUACGUGGCCUACAACAUGUGAGCGCGGGGCCAGCCGCGGAAGGCGCAGUGGCGUCUGCAGCCGCUGGCGCCGGCUGUCCUCCGCGGACAGGUCCAUCUCAUCUCAGAAACCCCUCCCUCAAGCAUUUGAAGAACUCUUUCCAUCCGCAGGCACAUUUACGAAGACAUGACUGUCAGGGUUUUCGCCACUGGGGUGAUGGGGAGGGAAGCUGGGCGUGGGCGCUGUAGGAGCUGCAGGCGUGGUUCUCUGCUGUGUUCUGAGUUUGCACUUUUUUAGGCUAAAAACAUAAAAAUUGAUUUUAAAAUUCAGUUAUUUAUUCCCACUUCAAAUGACAAGUUCAUAGAUAGAAUUGAUGCUAGAAAGAACUUGGCCCAAGUACAGCUGCUUCAGUUCCAUUUCAGAAGGAGGGGCAGCGCCCAGAGCCUGGUGGACGGGGAGUGAGUCCUUGGGCCCCAGACUGGGCUGGACACACACACGUGGCCUCUCUUGAAACAGGUGUGCCCAGUUGUCCGCACAUGUUGUCACUAACACUCAGCAGAGGCCGUGUGGGCUGUCAGGUGAGGGGCUCGGUUUCACAAGGACGAACCAGCACUGAGUUUUAAACUACUUUCUGGGUUUCUGCCUUCUUGCUGUCCACUGAAGUGCUUGUUUUCAUAACCACUGUAGAAGCUCUUGUGCGUGGAAGUGUAUUGAAUUGCUAUUUUUACUGCAAGUCAACGAUGUGGAACCACCACUGGGCUGAGGUUCCUGCCCUCUGCGCUGUCUGCUGAGCCCCCGGCAGUGCGCCGAGGGGCCAGAGAGCCUGCCCACAGCCUGCCCUGCGGCCGCAUCUUGAGUUCUGUGCCGAUGAAACUUGGCCAAAUCAUAUUCAGUUAUUUUAUUCAAACGUGACUAAACUGAGUCGUCUGAUCGAGUAAACCUAAGUCAAAGACGCGAACACAAAGUAUUCUAAGAAUUUGAAGGGAUGCUCGCGUCUAAGAGAGAGUGCUUUUAUUUUGCUGGGAAACAGGAUGUUAUGUUGGGGACGGAGGAUGGGAGGGUUUGUGAGUCGUGGAUGCUUCCUAGAAACAGCCAGGGUGCCCUGGAAGGAGCCUGGCAGUGGCCUGGCUCUGUGCCUGGUGGAGCUGUUAUCAGGGCUCCGCCAUUUGAAAUGCUCCACCAAAGGGCCUGGCUAGCCGGGCUCAGGCCCGGGGGACUCUCCUUCAGCUGCACGUCGCUUGUGCUCAGCAGCUGUCGCCUGUGGGGCCGGCCUGCGGUGUGGCUUGUGGCAGCAUCCUGGAAUUCGAUGAUCCUUUUGUAACUGUGUACAUAACCUGUGUAACUUAUUGUCCGACACAGAGGUUCUCGCAGUGGCCCAAUGGCCGCUCCACGGAACAGAGUGGCCGCCGGGGCAAAGAACUACCCGACCCUGACCCUGACCUUAAUGUUGGAGUUUUAUAGCAAACAAAUAUUGUCAAAUUUUUGUAUCGAAAGGUCAGUGACAGUAAGACAAGUAUCUUGUAAACUAAGAUUUUAAGAAGCAUUAAAAUUUUAAAGCUACUCUCUAGGAAUUCUGUUUAUCACUAAAAUUUUUUAUAUCAUGUUAAUAAAAGUUAUUGACUUUGUAA